AUGGCGUCGAAACAACCUCAGACGCUGAGCGUCGGCACCGUGGAGAGCGGCCGCGUCGCCAGGCUGGUCUCCGCCAGCUCCGUGAUGACGCAGCAGCUGGGAAAGAGCACAAAUAUUCGCAUGUCCCAGAUUUUGGAGCCGCGCUCUGAAGAAGAUUGGACUGCGCACCGUACGCGCAUUGUCUGCACAAUGGGCCCGGCAUGCUGGAAUGUCGACACACUCGUUAAGAUGAUCGAUGCGGGCAUGAAUGUUUGCCGCCUGAACUUCUCUCACGGAGACCAUGAGACGCACGCACGCACUGUCCAAAACAUCCAGGAAGCCAUGAAACAGAGACCGGAAGCGCGUUUGGCAAUUCUCCUUGACACCAAGGGGCCUGAAAUCCGCACUGGAUUCUUGAAGGACCACAAGCCCAUCACCUUGCAGCAGGGAGCCUCUCUGAAGAUCGUGACGGACUACAACUUCAUUGGCGACGAGACAACGAUUGCGUGCUCCUACGCCGCCCUUCCUCAGUCGGUGAAGCCAGGCAACACCAUCCUCAUUGCGGACGGCUCGCUCUCCGUCAAGGUCGUCGAAGUUGGAAGCGAUUAUGUCAUCGCUCAGGCGCAGAACACCGCCACAAUUGGCGAGCGGAAGAACAUGAAUCUUCCCAACGUCAAGGUCCAGCUGCCCGUCAUUGGCGAGAAGGACAAGCACGACAUCCUGAACUUUGGCAUUCCCAUGGGAUGCAACUUCAUUGCUGCUUCCUUCGUCCAGAGCGCCGACGACGUGCGUUACAUUCGUGGACUUCUUGGGCCCCGAGGUCGCCACAUUCGUAUUAUUCCCAAGAUCGAAAACGUGGAAGGACUCAUCAACUUUGACGAGAUUCUCGCGGAAGCGGACGGUAUCAUGAUUGCCCGCGGCGACUUGGGAAUGGAGAUUCCCCCCGAGAAGGUUUUCCUCGCCCAGAAGAUGAUGAUUGCCAAGUGCAAUGUCGUCGGAAAGCCCGUGAUUACAGCGACGCAGAUGCUGGAAAGCAUGAUCAAGAACCCUCGCCCGACGCGUGCAGAAGCAGCUGAUGUGGCGAACGCGGUUUUGGAUGGCACAGAUUGUGUUAUGCUCUCUGGGGAGACCGCCAACGGCGAGUUCCCGGUGAUCACCGUGGAGACGAUGGCCCGCAUCUGCUACGAAGCAGAGACGUGCGUGGAUUACCCUGCCCUGUACCGCGCCAUGUGCUUGGCAGUUCCGCCCCCCAUUUCGACGCAAGAAGCGGUUGCAAGAGCCGCCGUCGAGACUGCAGAGUGCGUCAACGCCGCGAUCAUCUUGGCCUUGACUGAGACUGGCCAGACGGCGCGCCUGAUCGCCAAGUACCGCCCGAUGCAGCCUAUCCUGGCGCUGAGUGCUUCCGAGAGCACCAUCAAGCACCUGCAAGUCAUCCGCGGGGUGACGACGAUGCAGGUUCCGUCGUUCCAGGGAACGGACCACGUGAUCCGAAACGCCAUUGUCGUGGCCAAGGAGAGAGAACUCGUCACAGAAGGAGAGAGCAUUGUCGCAGUGCACGGCAUGAAGGAAGAGGUUGCCGGCUCCAGCAACCUCCUCAAGGUUCUUAUUGUGGAGUAA
Messenger RNA from Neospora caninum, 1596 nucleotides. Its product is annotated as Pyruvate kinase, related. Gene Ontology annotation, cellular component: cytoplasm. Bases 1 to 1596 code for a protein of 531 amino acids. The transcript is spliced from 5 exons. Gene Ontology annotation, biological process: glycolytic process. The record is from RefSeq and is a predicted model, not a curated record. Gene Ontology annotation, molecular function: pyruvate kinase activity; potassium ion binding; magnesium ion binding. NCBI's taxonomy places the organism in Eukaryota, Apicomplexa, Conoidasida, Eucoccidiorida, Sarcocystidae.